AUGGCGGCAACAGUAGUCCCCUGCAAGUACAGGACAGGUCGCGUCCUCGGCGAAGGCACCUAUGCCACCGUGCGAGAGGCAGUCCAUAUAGAGUCAGGAAAGAGAUAUGCGGUAAAGGUGAUUAGCAAGAAGCUGAUGCAGGGCAAGGAGAACAUGAUCAGGAACGAAAUUGCGGUCUUGGGUCAAAUAUCUGUCGGGCAUGCCAAUAUCCUCACCCUCACCGACUACUUUGAGACCCUCAACAACCUGUACCUGGUGACAGAGUUGGCAGAGGGAGGAGAGUUAUUUGACAGGAUCUGUAGUAAAGGCAGUUACUAUGAACAGGACGCUGCUCAGCUUGUCCAGACUAUCUGUCAAGGUGUCGCCUACCUCCACAGCAAGGAGAUCGUCCAUCGAGAUUUAAAGCCAGAGAACUUGCUGUUCAAGACAAGGGCGGAGGACAGUGAGCUGAUGAUUGCAGAUUUUGGACUGUCAAAGAUCAUUGACAAGGAAAAAUUUGAUCUUCUCACCACCACCUGCGGCACUCCUGGCUACAUGGCACCAGAGAUAUUACAAAAGUCGGGACACGGGAAACCGGUGGACAUGUGGGCAAUUGGCGUGAUCACGUUCUUCUUGCUGAGUGGAUACACGCCCUUUGACCGACAGAAUACUGUCGACGAGAUGCAUGCGAUCAUCAAGUCGGAGUACUCCUUUGGACCGCCAGAGGCCUGGGAUGGGAUCAGUGAUACCGCGAGGGGGUUUGUGAAGGCGCUGCUGAUGGCAAACCCGAACGAACGGAUGACAGCCGUACAGGCAUUGGAUCAUCCUUGGCUCACACAAUACCAACAGCAGCAACCAGCACCACCAACCGCAGCGGCCACUACUGCCAUGGACCACUACUCACAAUACUACCAGUACCCACAACAACAAGUUCAACAGCCCACAUACCAGUAUAUCCAGCGCCCACUCCCUCCACUCCCACUACCACAUCAACACUCGUACGCCACCAACGCCACCACCAAUGCAAAUACCAACAACCACGAAGACGAGACAAUGGACAUGGACGGAGUAGAGUCUACAACAGCGCCACAACACGACUUGUUGCCGAAUAUGAAGGCGCGUAUGCAGGCGCGGCGACGGUUCAAGAACGCGAUCCAGGCUGUCAAGGCGGCCAACAAGUUCCGUGGACUGAAGGAGGAACUUAUGCGACGGCCGCAACCUGAAGAUGUCUCACAUGUUUUGGCGUCGCCUCCUCGUUAA
Messenger RNA from Linnemannia hyalina, 1239 nucleotides. NCBI's taxonomy places the organism in Eukaryota, Fungi, Mortierellomycota, Mortierellomycetes, Mortierellales, Mortierellaceae. The record is from the annotation of a GenBank genome assembly.